This is a messenger RNA of Cinclus cinclus, 567 nucleotides long. It is a transcript of the gene GKN2, whose product is annotated as gastrokine 2. Gene Ontology annotation, biological process: regulation of cell population proliferation. Lineage: Eukaryota; Metazoa; Chordata; Aves; Passeriformes; Cinclidae. The record is from RefSeq and is a predicted model, not a curated record. The transcript has 6 exons. Bases 1 to 567 code for a protein of 188 amino acids.
AUGAAUCUCCCUAUUUUGACUGCCGUCCUUCUUGGACUCAUCCUGACUCCAGCCCUUGCUGAUUAUUCUCAGCAGACGGAUAACAAUUGCCAGGUGUCUGUUGGAGGUGUUUUCCAAAAUCUGACUCUCAGUAGUCAAACAUUUGUGGUGGUUAUUGAACAAAGGAGUGACCACUUCUCAUGGAAAACCAUCUGGAACUACAAAAUGGGUAUCAUUGCAACCAAAGUGAUGCCAGAGAGAACUUGCUACGUUUCCACCAUGAACAGAAAUGAGAUGCCCAGCUUUGAAAAUCUGGUCCAACUGGUUUCGCAGAAUAGGAACCUGCUCGGUCUUGGAAGGCCGACCAAGAAGAUCACCUUUGUCACCAAUGGAUUGGUCCACAACCUCAACUCCUAUGGAAUAGAAAUCACCACUAUGUGCAGCGGACUCACCACCUACAUGGCUUACGAAGUUCACAGACUCCAAGUGAAUCUGGGAUCAUGCAUUACCCUCAAUGUCCUGAGAGUCGUGGAGCUUCAGUACUGCACUGGCAAUGGCGAUGGCAAUGGACAGGUGAGAAAACCUUAG